ACUUGUGCUUCAAUACAUGCUCAAUGCUAAUAUCAAAAUCAAAAUGGUUGGAAAACUCCACCGUCAGAUCCUGACCAUCAGCAAGUUGUCGGACGAAUUCAUCAUCGACUGGAACCUUUAUGCCUCCAGUAAGCUCAUAGACAAUGCUGUCAACGUAGACUUGCGCCUUCUUUGAAAUUUGACACCUCAAUUCAACAGCCAUCCUUUCCAUUACGUAUACAGCGCGAUAGAAAUCGUGGCGAGGAAAUCGAAUAUAGAAGCAUGCAGUCGGUUUCCGCGAAGACGGGACUUGUGGCCCUAGCAGGUUCAUGUCAAUUUUUUCAAGGCUGCGGUCGGAAGCCAUUAGACCGGGGGUGGAGCAGGAUUGCAUUAUUCCUUACAAACUUCGCCGUUAAGGAACGUAAAGUGACUAUGGGAGCUGGCGAGGGGUUGCUAGGUUUGAGUGAUGGAAGGGUUAUCUGGCUACAUAGAUGGUUCACUGCAGUGGCUGAGAAGAUAGAUGUGCCAUGUUAUGACAACACGCACAAUAGAGAACGUGUGAGGGAAGUCAAAGUUCCGUACCGCUAGGGGACGAGGUUGCACCCAGCCACC
This is a messenger RNA of Aspergillus pseudonomiae, 591 nucleotides long. RefSeq lists its product as uncharacterized. The transcript has 2 exons. The record is from RefSeq and is a predicted model, not a curated record. Lineage: Eukaryota; Fungi; Ascomycota; Eurotiomycetes; Eurotiales; Aspergillaceae. Bases 262 to 567 code for a protein of 101 amino acids.